Messenger RNA from Mycosarcoma maydis (corn smut), 2952 nucleotides. RefSeq lists its product as uncharacterized. Gene Ontology annotation, biological process: regulation of DNA-templated transcription. Gene Ontology annotation, molecular function: zinc ion binding; DNA-binding transcription factor activity, RNA polymerase II-specific. The record is from RefSeq and is a predicted model, not a curated record. Bases 1 to 2952 code for a protein of 983 amino acids. NCBI's taxonomy places the organism in Eukaryota, Fungi, Basidiomycota, Ustilaginomycetes, Ustilaginales. The transcript has a single exon.
AUGCGCCAGCUCGUUUCUGAGCAGCAGCUCCAACUUGCCGACAUUCACCGCUUCACUCCUUCAUGCUCACGCGGUCGCCAAAAGAAGCUCAAAUGCGAUACAAAUCUCCCAUGCAACCAGUGCAUAGUUAAAGGCGUCCACGACGACUGUCGCAAAGACUCCAGAAUACCACGAGGCAGAAAGCGUCCAAAGUUAGCACCCCCUAGCUCUACGGACAACGCCAACGACGAGAUUGCUUUCCUGCGCAAACGCGUUAAAGAGCUCGAGCAGAUAAUCGCUCGAAAAGAUAAAGCUGCCUCAUCCUCUCAGCCUUCCUCUCCUUCUACCAGCCACCGUCCGUUGAGUAAGCACGCCGCAUCGUCGUACGGGCUUGGCACUAGUUCGCGCGGAUCCCAGACCACCGGCCCUUCCGAGCUAGGCUACAGCCAGUCGCGAGAGCGCUACAGCAUCGCCUCUCCUUCAUCUGACUCGGACGAAGACGAGGUUGGCGACAUGGAAACCUCUCUGUCCACGCUGGAAAAGCUGGCAGCAUCAGAUCCUCGCGUCAGCGAACCUGGUCACGGCAAAGCAAUGUACAAGCAGAUUAACAGCGUCACUCCAAGGCAAAUCUCACGCAGAACUUGCAGCUCCUACUUUUCCGCACCAGCCGCAUUCAACGAGCGCAUCGAGAUCAUCAAGCUUGCCAAGCGUAUCUUGCCCGAGAAGCACCUCGUCGAUACGCUAAUCUACACCUUCAACCUGCGUUGUCACAAUUUAGUCGGCCGCAUCGUGCACAUGCCUUCGUUCCAAAAAGACAUUGACUUUUUCACCCGCGCCUCCAUCGAAGACCUGCUCACUGCACCACAAGACAUGUCGGACCUCGCGCGCUACCUCAUGAUCCUUCGUCUUGGCAUGCGCUUCUAUCCUUGGAAGGGCGGAAUGUUCAUUGACGACACGACGCCAGAAUUCACCGCCAUCAACGCGCUCAAGAAUCGCGGUGACGACAUCUCUCUUCAAUGGCUCAACUUGGCAAAGAGAGCCCUGGCCCUCGACCGCGACUUUAGCCUCAACUCACUCCCAGCAAUUCAGACCGCCAUUCUUAUGCUCCUAGAUGGACGUGAGUCUCCGUCCUACCUGCGCAUGCUCCUCCGCAUCUCCAUUCAGACGGCUUUGGAUAUGGGCCUUCAUCGUCUUGGCAACGCUAUGCCUUCCCCCAACAACCCUGACGAUGAUAUCAUCCACAUCGAGUCGGGUGUCCGCAUCUGGUGGUACCUCGUCGUCAAAGAUUGGUGCUCGGCUCAACGAGAAGGUGCAUACACCAUCCAUCCGUCACAGAUGACCACACGAAAGCCCUUACACACUACCGAUGCGCGCCUCUCCGAGGGCCGCACCGAUGAGAUCUCGCUCGACGACUAUUGCGAAACCAGCUACACCCUCUGCCAAAUCGAGCUAGCCAACAUCAUCCGUGAGAGCAUCGAUCUGCGCAACGAACAGAGCACCCUUGGAGGCGCUUACGACGUCAUCUCGCCCAACAACAAAAAGCUGCUUCACGUCAAGCUCGAGACUUUCCUCAGCGACUUGCCUCCCUUCUACCGCCUCGAUAGCACCGAGAUGCGACCCGGCGUGCUGGCCGUUCAGAGGUGUCUAUUGCAUCAGCAGACUUUCGACGUACUGCUCAAGUUGAACCGCAAAAGCCUAUCUUCGUACAGCGAACGCGCCACCUGUGCUUUGCUUGCCGAGCAGAUUGUCUCAACCCAAAAGCUGCUUCGUAGUGUUUGUCCUGUCAUUGAUGGCUUCUGGGUCAAUUUCCUGCAUCUUUUCGGUGCGACCUUGACUCUGACCAUUUCGCUCCUGCUCGACGACGAUUUGACCGAGGAAACAAGAAGCCGGCGCCGCGGCAAAGUGCACACAGCUCUGGCCACUAUGCGCGAGACGCCGGGUUCGGAUCGUGGUAGCCAGAUUAUCGAAACCUUACUCCAAGAGGAGCAGAAGCAAUGGGCGGCUGGUCCGAAAGACUCAUCUCGCCGAAAGCUCAAUUUCGCCGCUUUGACCAGGCGCAUUGUAGCGCAGACAUCCGAGCUAGCAGGCACGCCGGCUCGAACAGAAACCAUCACUACUCCCAUCGAGGGAUCAAGCUCGAGCUGCAAUUUGGCGCAAAAUUUCGAGCGAAACGGAGGUGUCGGCAUCUUGACUUGGGACACCACUCCGGACGAAUCUGUGGUUCCAGCUUUCGCCUCUUCAUGGGGUGCUGAUAUCACUGACCCUACCGAUCCCACGGGACUGCUCAGCUCAUACGUGCCCCAGCCUGUCGAAGAUGGGCAGAUUGACGACCUCGGUCCGAAGGAGCCGUGUAUGUAUCACCGGCCUCCUACUCGACCUUAUGAGCACAGUCUGCGUCCAUGGCAGGAGCCUAGUCAGGCAGCCACUUCUAACCAAGCUUGUGCUACCAAUGGCAUCGAGAACAACCUUUGGGAUUGGGUGUUUUCGCAGGCUGUGAUCCAUUGCGGACCUGAGCCGCCGGUGGAGGGCCCACCGCGAGCUGCUAUCACAUCGAAAGCGUCAUCUGUUGUACCAACUCCUGCAUGGUCCUCUUCGAGCGCGUCGCGUGCCGCACUGCCACCAAUUUCGGCUACGAGGAUCCACACACCUGCUAGUACUGCCAGCGAGCCAUCUAGCGCGUCGACCACGUACUCGUAUAGCUACAGUGGUCAGCACUCGCACCAGCGCAGCUCAUACAGCUCGAACAGUUCGCACUCUCACAGCUCGCACUCGCACUCUCCGCGCGCUGCUGCUCCUGCUCUUGUACCAUCGGUGCUCUCGCCGCUCCCAGCUCGCGAUGCACCUUGCUUGCUCCCGGAUCGUGCUGGAGUCAAAUCCAACACCACUACCUACACCCACACCCACCCUCCUCCUCUACCACCUCCGCCUACUUCACUUCGAGGCUGGUCCGACCACCACGCUUCCAGAAGCUGA